AUGAAAAGAAUGAAAUACACAUUUCGAUGUUUCGGCAAGUGGAACGCGCCUCGUGAACAAAACAUUGCUGGAGGGAAAUAUCGUGGUCAGCUGGGGCGACGUUGCAUCGACAGACAACCCCGCAGACGGCAUUUCUUCGGGUGGGCCGGUUAUGCCCAGAAGUUGCGAAAGGGUGUGGGGCAGGUGAAGCACACGCUUUCAGCAAUUCCUUGCCGUAACUAA
Messenger RNA from Trypanosoma brucei brucei TREU927, 222 nucleotides. RefSeq lists its product as hypothetical. The transcript has a single exon. The record is from RefSeq and is a predicted model, not a curated record. NCBI's taxonomy places the organism in Eukaryota, Euglenozoa, Kinetoplastea, Trypanosomatida, Trypanosomatidae. The coding region runs from base 1 to 222 and encodes 73 amino acids.